GGACAUUUUGCGGCCAACGUGGAAACCCUAAAUGGGGAGCAAACAUCUUGCCCCACGUGCGGAGAAAAACUCACCCAGACCAGAGGGAUCGAAGUGGGGCACACGUUUUACCUGGGCACCAAGUACUCCUCCGUCUCCAACGCCGUCUUCUACUCCCCCGAGAACAAACCCCAGCUGGCAGAAAUGGGUUGCUACGGCCUCGGCAUCACUCGCAUCCUGGCGGCCGCCAUCGAAGUGCUCUCUACGGAGGACAGCAUCCGUUGGCCGAGCCUCAUCGCACCCUACCAGCUCUGCUUCAUUCCCCCCAAGAGAGGCAGCAAGGAGGAGGAGGAGGGAGCUGCGCUGCUGGAGCGGGUGUACGAUGACCUCGCCGAAGCGCUGCCCCACCUCGCCGGCGACUCGGUGCUGGACGACAGGACGCAGCUGACCAUCGGCAAAAGGCUAAAGGACGCCAACAAGCUGGGCUAUCCCUACGUGGUCAUAGCCGGGAAGAGGGUUUGCGAGGACCCCCCGGUCUUCGAGGUCUGGCGUCAGGACACCGGCCAGGUUUUGUUCCUCACCAGGGAAGGUGUCAUUGAGUUGCUGAGUAAAGUGCAAGUCCCUUAAA
Pygoscelis adeliae (Adelie penguin) is the source of this 607-nucleotide messenger RNA. RefSeq names its product prolyl-tRNA synthetase 2, mitochondrial (putative) (gene PARS2). NCBI's taxonomy places the organism in Eukaryota, Metazoa, Chordata, Aves, Sphenisciformes, Spheniscidae. The transcript has a single exon. The annotation marks the transcript as partial. Gene Ontology annotation, cellular component: mitochondrion. Gene Ontology annotation, molecular function: proline-tRNA ligase activity. Gene Ontology annotation, biological process: prolyl-tRNA aminoacylation. The record is from RefSeq and is a predicted model, not a curated record.